AUGCUCUCGCCCUUCCAGAUUCCCCUCAAAGCCGCUAGAAAAUGGUGGCGUGUGCGAGAUGGCAGAGCCCGUCUGACGGUCCAACCCAACCCAUCAUGCAGCCCGCAGACGUUUCCUGUUUCUCCGGAGUCUCUUUCUGACAUCUCGCCAAUCUCUCAAGCAGGAAUUCAGUGCCAGGACCGUGUUGCCGAGGUGGCAAUGACGAUAUCUGAUCACUUUGCAUCUUCAAGCAACUCAGGCCGUCCUAUUCCCAUUGAUGCUCCCCUCAUGCUUGGACGGCUAAGCCCGACGGAUGUCGUGAAUCUGCAAUCAUGGCUGCAGGCGCGAUUUGAUUGGAAUGACGAUAGAAGGUUGUUGUUUGAUGAGGAGAUAUCCGCGGAGAGAAUCGCGAGCGACAUUGUUAAAGGUGGCGAAGGAGACCCGGGAGGGAUCUUUAACGAUCCCACUGCGUGGUUAGCAGGUCCUGCAUCGAAUGGUCCGACCUUGGCCGAGACUGCGAGCGCAGAGUUAGAACAGCUUGUGGCAGAAUCAUCACAAAUCAAGCCGAGUAUCGCAAUGCAUGACGAAAUGGAUUCCUCCAUUAUCGCAGCACGACACACACCACCUCCCGCAUGCGAUGCUCACGAGGCUGUGCCAGACAUAGGCAUGGCGACGUACGAAUCUUGGACAGGCAAGCGCUUCAGCAAGCGGCGACUUAUGUACAGUCUCCUCGCACUGGGACAUCUUGGUUCACAGUCCUCACCCUCCUCACUGCUCCCUCCCAUGCCGGAAGUCGAGACAGCUGUAUCGCCACGCGCCCCUUCCUUCGUGCACACGCCUAUAUUUUCCCCGUGGCUGGAAACAGUGCGCUUUCCUGCGCUUGAGCCUAUUCAGUCGCCUUGGGUGCCGAACCAUUCUAGCCAUAGCCACGAUUCGUACGGAUCGGCGAUGUUUCCGCAGUCGCCACGUGAGGAUCAGUGCUGUUCAACACCGCCUCCCGGGGAAUGA
Messenger RNA from Laetiporus sulphureus 93-53, 987 nucleotides. RefSeq lists its product as uncharacterized. The record is from RefSeq and is a predicted model, not a curated record. NCBI's taxonomy places the organism in Eukaryota, Fungi, Basidiomycota, Agaricomycetes, Polyporales, Laetiporaceae. The transcript has 2 exons. The coding region runs from base 1 to 987 and encodes 328 amino acids.